Molecule: messenger RNA, 1720 nt
Organism: Acomys russatus (golden spiny mouse)
Lineage: Eukaryota; Metazoa; Chordata; Mammalia; Rodentia; Muridae
Gene: Gpr63
Product: G protein-coupled receptor 63
Exons: 2
Coding region: 334-1593 (419 amino acids)
Biological process (GO): G protein-coupled receptor signaling pathway
Cellular component (GO): membrane
Molecular function (GO): G protein-coupled receptor activity
Source: RefSeq, a predicted model, not a curated record
GGGAGCCGUCGGCAGCCGGCAAGGCGGAGGCUCUGCCGGGCGAUGCCCCGACUCUCCGCCGCCGCCUCGGCCUCCUCCUGCGCCGGGGGCUCGGAGCUGCGGAGCUACGGGGCGAUGUCCGCAAACUUCCUGGAGGCAGCGGCCGGCGUCUCCCCGCUCUCUCGCCGCGGCGCCUUUUGUGCGAGGCAAAAGGAUUUUUGUGGAAGAUGGAACUCUGUCCAUUUUCCAGAAUGUGUAUCCAAGCCCAUCAGUGGAACCUGACCUGACAGUGCUGUAUCGAAAUGCCUGAAGAGGACCCAUAUUUCUGCCUGAACCUACCAUCCUCCUGAAAACAUGGUUGUCUCAGCAAUGUUGACUGCAUCCCAUACUGGGACAUCCAAUGCGACAUUUGUGGUCUAUGAAAACUCCCAUGUGAAUAUUACAACCCCUCUACCAUUUCAGCAUCCUAGCACUGGCCCACUGCUUAGAUACAGCCUUGAAACCAUGACUAGCACUGGACUUAGUUCCUUGGCAGUGAACAGCACUGCUGUGACCCCAACACCAGCAGUUGUUAGGAGCCUAAACUUAGCUGUCCAGAUCAUCCUCUCGGCUAUAAUGAUAUUUAUCCUGUUUGUGUCUUUUCUUGGGAACCUGGUUGUUUGCCUCAUGGUUUACCAAAAAGCUGCCAUGCGUUCUGCGAUCAACAUUCUUCUUGCCAGCCUGGCUUUCGCAGACAUGCUUCUUGCAGUGCUGAACAUGCCUUUUGCCCUGGUCACUAUUCUUACCACCAGAUGGAUAUUUGGGAAAUUCUUCUGCAGGUUGUCCGCUAUGUUCUUCUGGCUGUUUGUGAUAGAGGGAGUUGCCAUCCUGCUCAUCAUCAGCAUCGAUAGGUUCCUGAUUAUAGUUCAGAGGCAAGAUAAGCUAAAUCCGUACAGGGCUAAGGUCCUCAUCGCAAUCUCCUGGGCAACUGCUUUCUCUGUAGCUUUUCCUUUGGCUGUGGGAAACCCUGAUCUGCAGAUACCUUCUCGAGCCCCACAGUGUGUGUUUGGGUACACAACCAAUUCUGGAUACCAGGCUUAUGUGAUUUUGAUUUCACUCAUUUCCUUCUUUAUACCAUUCCUGGUAAUACUCUAUUCAUUCAUGGGCAUCCUCAACACCCUUCGACACAAUGCCUUGAGGAUUCACAGCUACCCAGAAGGGAUAUGCCUAAGCCAGGCCAGCAAACUUGGUCUCAUGAGUCUACAGCGACCCUUCCAAAUGAGCAUCGACAUGGGCUUUAAAACACGUGCCUUCACCACCAUUUUGAUCCUCUUUGCUGUUUUCAUUGUCUGCUGGGCUCCGUUUACCACGUACAGCCUUGUGGCUACCUUCAGUGAGCACUUUUACUAUCAGCACAACUUCUUUGAGAUUAGCACCUGGCUGCUCUGGCUCUGCUACCUCAAGUCUGCAUUGAACCCACUGAUAUACUACUGGAGGAUUAAGAAGUUUCAUGAUGCCUGCUUGGACAUGAUGCCCAAGUCCUUCAAGUUCUUGCCACGGCUCCCUGGUCACACGAGGCGACGGAUACGUCCCAGUGCUGUCUAUGUGUGUGGGGAACAUCGGACGGUGUUGUGAAUGCUGGAACUCUGAGACAUUUGGUGUGAUUAGGGUUCUUUAUUGACUGAAAUUUUUUCAUAUGGCUUCUAAACUUUUAUUAGUUUUUAUAGUGUGUGUGUGUGUGUGUGUGUGUGUGUGUGUGUGU